Molecule: messenger RNA, 3459 nt
Organism: Prorocentrum cordatum
Lineage: Eukaryota; Dinophyceae; Prorocentrales; Prorocentraceae
Source: the annotation of a GenBank genome assembly
GGACACUUUCGAGAUCAUGACGGUCCGCGGGUCGGGCUGGGGCGCGAUCGCCCAGCUCUGGCAGGAGGAGGUGGCGGGCGCUGGGUUCGUCGAGAGCCGCUGCGCGGAUGCGCGGCUCGUCCAGGAGACGCACCUCCACGCGCGCGACAUCAUCACCCAGGCGCCCGCGCGGCCACGGGCGGCGCCGGGGUCGCCGUUCCCCGCCACGCGCGGCCUGGCCAACGCCAGCGCGGCGGGCGGCGGCCGCGUGACCUGCAGCGUUUGGCGCGGCAUCGUCGCCGUGACGGGCGCGGUCCGCCGCGGCGGCCUCUCCGUUGGCAGCAUCCACCUCGCCAACGACGCGGUGGCGGAGGCGCCCAAGCAGAGCAGGCCCUGGGUCAUCGGCGGCGACUUCAACGCCGCGCCCGACGCUUUCAAGGCGAAGGCGGGCUGGUGGCUGGAGGCGGUCCAGGGCGCCAUCGCGCAGCCCCACUGCGCGGUCAAGCUCGCGCUGAACGCGCGCAUGGAGAUCGCGCCUGCGCGGGCCCUGAGGCAGCCGAGAGCAUCCCCGAGGGGGCUGCCCAUCGGCCCGCGGCGCGAGGCCUCACCCCCGUCGGCCGACCUGCAGGCGCUGACGGCCUCGGCGGCGUCAUCCCCAGCGGCGCUCGAGGCGGCCUACCUCGGGGCAAUGCGCCAGGCCGAGGCAGAGACGUGCUGCGCCUACCACGUCGACGACCCGCUGGAGGCGCAGGCGCACUGCGGGCGCGGCCAGGAGACCGAGGAGACCGAGGAGCGCCGGGCGAGCCCGACGCCCGCCCACCCGCAGAUCUCGGGCGGCCCCAAGUCGAGUGGGCAGGCACGGCACCUCCUCGCCGUGGCCGACUACCUGGGCGACGCCGCUGCGCAGCGCCGCACGCGGCGGCGCGUGCCCGCGCGGGCGGCCAAGUGCUGCGGCGCCCGAUGCGUUGCCGCGCUGGCGGCCGUGGCCGUCGCGACCGCCGAUGCCCUGGCGGCGCUGGCCUCCGAAGCCCGUGCCGAGGCAGCCGCGCUGGCCGCCGAGCACAGCGGGCCCCACGCCCGGCGGCGCGGCCCACGCGGCUGGCUCGGGGACGAGCUGGACAUGCUAGGAGCCCUGAAGGCGGGCAAGUGCGAGGUAGACGCGGUCGACAGGCACUGGGCGCACGAGGUCUGGAGCGCGGACGACGGGUCGGACGGGCGGCAGGACUUCGAGCGACAGACGGACUCGGAGGCGCUACCCGGACCGGCGGCGGCCGAGCGGCUGGACGCCGCAAAGGCUUUCGCGAAGCGCACGGGCACGGGGGUCGACCGCGUCUCGCCCCGCGCCUUCGCCCAGGUGUCCGAGGCCACGGCCGAAAUAUUUGUGGACAUCGACACGGCGGCCGAGGAGCGGGGCGACUGGCCACUGGCGGCGCGGGCGUCACUCAUCGCGACGCUGCCCAAGCCCACGGGAGGCUGGCGACCCAUCGGGGCGCUCUCCAGCACCCCGAGGAUCUGGAACAGGCUCAGCCAGGCCGAGGCGCGGCGCUGGGAGGCCCCCCUCUGCGGCAGCGGCGCCGGCGCUUUCUGGGGCGGCCCUGGGAGCUCGGCCCAGGAGCCCGCGCGGCGCCGGGCGCUGGCGGCCGAGGCAGCGGGAGCACGGCAGCUCCAUGGGGCUGCGCUGCUGGUCGACCUCGAGAAGGCGCACGAGACGGCGCGGCUCACCCACGCUGAGCGCCUGGCCCGCCGAGCGGGCCUGCACGGCCGCCUGGCCCGCUGCGCCGCGCCAACCUACCGCGGGCGCCGACGCAUGUGCGCGGGGGCCAUCGUGGCCGAGGCGCGCACAUUGGACGCGGGCCUGCUGGCUGGUUGCCCACAUGCGGGGAGGACUCUGAAGGCGGCGAUGCGACCCGUGGCGAGGGCGCACUCCGAGGAGCGCGGCGCCUGCAGCGACGGUGACACGAAGCCCGACAUGCACAGCUUCUACGACGACAACACCGCGGCCUGCCACGGGCGUGCCCCGCGGCAGAUCGCGAGGCACUCGGUGGAGGCAGGGCUCGCGGUGGCCGCGGGUCUGACCGCGCUCGGCUGCAGGAUCUCGGCGACCAAAACGGAGGCGGCGGCAACUGACCCGCUGGCGCGCGACGAGAUCCAGCAUUCUGAGCGCCAAGCAAACGAAGGCGGGUUUCGCACUGGCCGCUGCACCCUGGCGAGACCCCUGGCGUUCGCAGGCCGAACAGGCGCUCCUGGCCUGGGGCCGCGGGCUCGCGCGGGCCCUGGCCCCGACACGACCUACGACGCGCUGCGGGCGUGGCGGCACGCCGCGCAGGUCCGCCUCGAGCAGGGGCCUGGCGCGCUGGCGGGGCGCGGCCCAGCGGCAGCGGCGCUGCUCGUGCUCGAGCGGCUGGGCCGAAGUGCCACGGCGGCGCACCGCUGGACCGUGGACAACGACACGACGCUGAAGCUCGAGGAGAUCGGCGGCCACACGCUCCGCAAGCACGUCCGCGGCUCGCACCCGCGGUGGCUUUGGCGCGGGGCCGGAGCCCGCGACGCGGACCUCGAGCGCGCGGCCAGCGGCGCAGCCACCCGGGGCCUCCGACGGCGGCUGCUCGGCGCCAAGGCAACCCCCGAGCAGCGGGCGCGGUGGUCCAGCGCCCGCAACGCGGCUUUCGGCGGGCUCUGGCCAGUGGCCCGCCGAGCUGCCCUCGACCCGCCGCUGCGCCGCUCGGGGGCCUGCCCCGCAGGAUGCGGCGGCCGCGGCACGGCGCGGCACCUCGCCCGGCAGCGCCCCGACCUUGCGGCGGAGAGGCGCGACGCCAUCGCGGGGGACAAGGCGCUGCAGGCCUUUGCCGACGUGGCCGAGGCUUCCGACAGCGAGGAGGCACGGUGGAGCAGCAGCCACGGCUACGCGGCCUCGGCAGGCGCCAACGUCCUGUACACCGACGGUUCGGCAAUGCAUGGCAAGGCCGGGUCGCCCGAGGUGCGCGCUGGCGCGGACGGCAUCCCAGAAAUCAGGACGGACUGCAAGCUGCUCGUGACGGGCUUUGCAGCGGGCAAGGCCUGGCGCUGUGCAUGGGACCGCCCGCACAUGGAGGUGCGGCGCCACUUCUGGCAGGCCGUGGACAGCUUCGGCGGCCAGCAGCGCGUGCGGGUCACCAAAGUGAAGGGGCACGCCACGCUCCGCUCCGUCCACGACGGUCACACCAGGCUGGACGACUACGAGGGCAACCGCGCCGCGGACGGCUUCGCCAAAAAGGGCGCGGAGCUCCACCCCAUGAGCGAGGCGGCGAUGGAGCGCAUCGAGCUGGCCGACGCGAUUGCAGCGGCGACGGUCCGCUGGCUCGGCGAAGCGCUGCAGCUGGGGAGCACCGCCCUCACGGCGGCCGACGGCGCGGACGCGGGCGCGGCAGAGUCCACCUGCUGCGGGCGCAGCUGCGGGCGGCGGCGGGCCAGGCUGCAGGCGCUGGCCCUGCGGCGCGCAAA